Molecule: messenger RNA, 969 nt
Organism: Bipolaris sorokiniana ND90Pr
Lineage: Eukaryota; Fungi; Ascomycota; Dothideomycetes; Pleosporales; Pleosporaceae
Exons: 3
Coding region: 1-969 (322 amino acids)
Biological process (GO): proteolysis
Molecular function (GO): glutamic-type endopeptidase activity
Source: RefSeq, a predicted model, not a curated record
AUGAUGUCAGCGGAGAAGCGUAGGGAGGGAGUAGGGCUUCAGAUAUGGAAGAGAGAAUUUGCUUGUGUUGUGAGGCGAGCUGUUGGCGAUACGCCGUUCUUGCGUUAUCCACGAAUUGAUUGUGCACAACACCACAAAUGCAAAUGCAACACCAAUCCCCUUCGGCUAAGUGUUUUUUGGGAGCCACCAUCGAAACCUUAUCAAGGAACCAUACCCCUCAUGCAAACACUGAGUUUUUUCCUUUUCCUAUACACAUGGAUGAUCACUGUUGUUUCCUCUAGAACUACGAAUCUUUGUCCGAAAGUAGGCACCCGGGUCUAUGGAAACCAUCAGUACCUGUCACAGCCCCCCAUCCAAGACAGCACAGCCUUGAGGAUGCGGUGCAGAUCCAUCGCUAGGUAUACAGAGAAUGCACACCAGAUACCCAAGCACACUGGCGCCUCGAACGACACAGAAUGGGCGUCCGCAUGGGUGGGUAUCAGUGACUCUAACUUUGAGUCCCAGCUACAGGGUGGUGUGAACUGGGCUGUUGAAAGAUCCGGCAAGGUAUCAUACACGGCAUGGUACGAGGGGUUCAGCUACGAGACGUCUUGCUUGGACAAUUUCAACGUUACAGGUGGGGAUGUGAUCCAAGUGGAUAUAGUGACUACAUCAGUGACCACGGGGAAUGUUCGAUUGAUCAACGUCAACACUAGCAACAAUAUCAGCAUGGAUGUGACAGCGCCUCCAGACUCUUUCUUGGCCGACGGCAAUGCAGAAUGGAUUAUCGAGGACUUUUCCGCUGGAGGGCGUUUGCCGCUGGCAGACUUUGGGAGUGUGGUGUUCACAAAUGCUAGUGCCAAGGUGAGCACUGGUUGGGUGGAGGAUCUGAGGGGUGCUACGAUUAUCAAGAUGGUGCUAGAGGACAAGCUAGUUGCUGAUAGUGUUAUCGAUAGCCUAUCGCAGAUUGCAAUCAAGUACGUCGAGUAA